AAGUGUGUGUGUGUGAAAGAGAUUAUGCUGCAGGGAUUCCUAGCUUUCCCCUAGAGUUGGAAAUCUCAGCGCCUGCUGAACAGCGGCAAACCGGGACAGGAUGUAAGAACAACUUUUCUACAUUCUGCCUUUGGAAAGAUGCUGCCCCGAACGUGACAAUGCAAACUGGUGCAAGGAUUCAAUGUGUGCAAGGUGCGACACUGUAAAAUGACCCUUGCAGAGGAAGCUCAGCGGAGGAGCCUGCCAGAUAUGCAUUUGGAGAAUAAUGUUAUCGCAAUAGGACUAUGAAGAGAGGAACAGCGGAUGCAUUGGACGGACUGAGUUGGAGUUGUUCCAGCGAUUGGGGAUGCCGUGGAGAAUAACCUCGAGCUGCCCCACCACCGACACGCCAUCCAGCCGCAGACAAGAUGGGGAGUGUGAGCAGCCUCAUCUCGGGGGGAAGUCUCCAUGACAAACACUGCAAAGCCUUCGAGUCCAGGGGCAAGAAACCGUCGCACCUCCAGAAGUUUAUCCGGCAGCAGGACGGGCUGCUGAAGUUUGGCGGCGGCCACGAGCCCAUCGGCAACGGCUCCCGGUGUGAGACGACCGAGGACUUUUUCUACAUCAGCAUCAGCCAAAGCAACGGACUGACAGCCACGGGCAAGCGGAAGAGCCGUGCCUCUGGCCCAGGGCCUCAGAAAGACGUACCCAUCAACAUGGAUGUUAAAGGCCCUCCACCAACACUGGUACCUGUCUCCGGCCAUCUAGAGCAGGGCAGCAAAAGGAGCAUUGUCAGGCCGACAGCAGUUAAGGCUGUGGUGCCCAGAAAUGGCGCCCAUCUCAACGGUCCUUUGGGGAACCAGAUGGAGGCGAAACUUGCGUGUCAGGGAAGCGUCCCGAAUCCGGGAAACCCCGCAGGGAAACAGCAGGGACGAGAGCAGAAGCAGACGAGCAGCUCGGGAACAUUGUCGGACUCAGGUAGGAAUUCCAUGUCCAGCCUCCCGACGCACAGCACCGGAUGCAGCCGGGGGCCGGAGCCCACUGGAGCCGCCACCACCCUUCGUAAAAGGUUUGGAGGUUCAGCCCAACACAUUGGUUCCGUUGGAGGCAUCUUGAGAAAUGGCGGCAUCGUGCCCACCUCUGAAGGUGGGCACUGCCCUGGCAACAAAGACCUGAGCUCCACCCACUGCAGCUCGCGCCUCCACUCAGCCCCUUCCGCCAGCAGAUCUGCGGCUCGGGAUCCAGUGGUGGACCCGGCAGGGAGAGGAGGUCAGGAGUCCCUGGACAAUGGGAAGGAGAGACACUGCGGGCAGGGGCCAGGCAGCCCGGAGCGGAGGGAGGGCGUUAACACUACCCACUCCUCUCACACGGAGCACGGAGAAUGCCAGCUCCUCCAGAUCCAAGUCAGCCAACUCCAACAAGAGAAGCAGCAACUGAGGGACAACUUUGCCCAACUACUACAGCAGUGCAACAGCCUCAAAGCCAAAUGCAAAACCUACGAACGAGAACAAACGGAACUCGGCCCAACGCUCGAAGAAAUUAAAUGGGAGGUCUGCCAGAAGUCUGGGGUGAUCUCUCUUCUAAAGCAGCAGCUGAAGGACUCGCAGACGGAGCUGGCCAACAAGACCAACGAGGUGCUGACCCUCAGGAACCAGGCGAGGGAGGCGAGAGGGAAGCUGUCCUCUCGAGAGCAGCGGGUCGAGGAGCUGCAGGGCGCAGUGCAGGCCAAGGCGAGGGAGCUGGAGGUGUGCGAGAACGAGCUGCAGCGCAUGAGGAAUGCGGCUGAGUUACUGCGGGAGAAGGUCGGCCUGCAGGAGCAGAGGAUCCGCGAACUGAAACGCAACUCGGUGAGCUGGAAGGAAGCGAGCUAUGCAGGCGAGAAUGACAGCCGGCCUGAACCGGCCCUGUCCCUGCGACAGGGCCAGCAAGGGACAGCGAACCUGCAGGGACAAGUGGACAAGUUAAAAGCCCAACUGGAGCAGGAGAAGCAGAGGAACCAGGCGCUGUCCCUCGACUCUCAGAAGGAACGGCUGCUGUGGUGUGCAGAGAAGGAGCGGGUGAUUGAAUACCAGAAGCAGCUCCAGCAGAACUACCUACGCACUCGCCGCCAGAACCUCAGCCUGGAGAGGACUGUCCAGCAGCUCUCAGCCCAGCUGGAGGCCAGAGAUUCUGUGGAGAGAGUGGGACAAGGUGCUGACUCGUUUGAGGUGAUAGUUGCCACUGCGAUUUGACAACUGAAAUGCCUUUCAGCAAGCAUGGUAUUGACUGGCAACAGCAAGAAAGCCAACGAGUUCAAAGUUGGGAGUAUGGAGAAAUGGCUGUUGCAAAAGGUCAGUUUACUCAGAAAACAAGAGACACAAAAAGCUGGAGUAACUCAGACUGAAGUAGGGUAUCAACAUGAGACA
Messenger RNA from Amblyraja radiata (thorny skate), 2384 nucleotides. RefSeq names its product leucine zipper putative tumor suppressor 1-like. The record is from RefSeq and is a predicted model, not a curated record. Gene Ontology annotation, biological process: regulation of synaptic plasticity; regulation of dendrite morphogenesis. Lineage: Eukaryota; Metazoa; Chordata; Chondrichthyes; Rajiformes; Rajidae. The coding region runs from base 408 to 2210 and encodes 600 amino acids. Gene Ontology annotation, cellular component: dendritic spine. The transcript is spliced from 4 exons.